GAACAAUCACUAAGCGUAAAAAUUGCUAGAUGAACGAAAAGGCGGCUGUUUCGCAUUGUUGUGAAAUCGUGACUGCAAGUUAAAAUGCUACCUGUAACACAAACUACGCCACAUAGCGAAUUGAAUAUAUUUUGCUGUGAAACACGAUUAUACUGAGGAUUUAUGAGAAGACAUACAUCAAAUUUCAUAAGUAAUACAUAUCCACCCUUCUAAAAAUGAGACGUAACGAAAAGGGAAUUUUUGGAGUGAAAAAGGACCCGAAGAAUUUGAUGCUGUUUUCAUUCCAAGUGAGAGAAGGUGAAGAAUGGCCAUCAAGUGACUCUGGUGACUCAGACUAUCAACCAAGUGACGAUGAAACUAAAAAACCAACAACAAAAACUAAACCAAGUGUAAGGAAAAAAUCUAAUAAUAAAAGAAGUUCAAAAAAAGUUAAGAUUAGUUCAUCGACUACGACAAAGAGUUCCUCAGAUGUAAAGCCUACAAAAUAUGAAGCAGCUGUGAGUUGUUCUAACCUUCCUUCAGAAAUAUGGCUGAAAAUAUUUCAAGAUGUUGUCCGAACCAGUGGCUCUUUACCAUUUUUGUGCAGGGCAGCGAGGGUGUGUACAUUAUGGAGGGACCUCUGUACUCACCAGUCCUUGUGGAGAAGUGUGGAUCUAUCUUAUGGUUGGAUCAAGUCUACAGACAGAACAUUACAGUGGCUUUGUGACAACAGACUUGAACACACUCAGGAAAUCAGCUUAUCUGGCUGGAAAAAUUUGACCUCAGCUUCAGUUAAAGACCUAAUGGUCAAAUGUUGUGAUUUGACCAGUAUUAAUCUAUCCUACUGUGGCAAGGUUAACACUGAUGGGUGGAUGUCUCUGGCUAACAACUGUAGUGGUUUGUCAGACAUAGACGUGUCAUUCUCUAGUAUACAAGUGCCUGCUGUUAAAGUUCUUGUAGAGAAAUGUGGCAAAAACCUCAGGCAGCUCAAUGUAGGCGGCAACAAUUUGACAGGGUUCAACAGUGUAUUGACAGCACUCAAGAAAUGCCCAAAUCUCCAGUUGUUAGAUGUAUCAAAUGUUAGAUUUUCAUCAGAUUUUAUGGCAUUUGAUAUAGAAAAAUUUCAACAUGCAUGUCCAAAAAUGAGAGUUCUUCGACUUGCAAACUCCAAAUUCAGAGCUCCAGAAGCAUCAAGGAGAAUACAGAACGAGUCUCCAGGCUUCCCUGAUUUGGAGGAGUUGAGUCUGGCUGUACACACAGCCAAAGUUGGAGCAGGUCUUGCCAUACAUGACAACUUUUAUCAAAGAAUCCUGAAGGCCUCCUGUAACCUGCGACUUUUGGAUCUGAGAGGCCUGAGCCAGAUCACAACUCUGGGGCUUGCUUCACUCCCUGUGACAGACCUAGAGUCCCUCUAUCUGUCUAUGACCUCUCUAGCUUCCCGAAACAACAAUGUGGAUGUUGUCCUGCAUAAGUGGCGCCACAGCCUUAAGGUGGUAGACCUUUCGUGGAACACAUUCCAGGACAACGUGCUGGACACUGCGUUUGAGGUAUAUGUGGGUCUUCCCACCACUUCAAAACACAAACUGCGCUGGAUUAACUUUGCUGGAACUGCCGUAACUUUAACAACAGUCAAGCUGCUUCUGGACAACUGUCCCGACCUAGAAUACAUUAAUCUUUCUUCCUGCCGAGGACUUCCCAGAGGCAUGAAACGAGAAUAUAGUCAAGGACAGAUCAGCCAGCUACGGAAGGAAGUUCGUAUUGAAGUACAAUCUAACAACAGCGAUAGUACAGAUUCUGAUUGAGUAGGACUUCUAGGUAAUGUUAUUAUGAAACAUUUCAGAUGAAUAUAAAACGUUCAGUUUCUUGAUAUGGCAGCUAAGGUAGCAGUGUACAGUAAAAAUGCCCAAUUUUGAAAAAUAUGACACAUGUCUUAAAUAUGUAAACAUUGCCAGUUAACCCUACAUAUAAACUCUAAUAA
Messenger RNA from Pecten maximus, 1957 nucleotides. Its product is annotated as F-box/LRR-repeat protein 6-like. Gene Ontology annotation, cellular component: SCF ubiquitin ligase complex. Bases 216 to 1781 code for a protein of 521 amino acids. Gene Ontology annotation, biological process: SCF-dependent proteasomal ubiquitin-dependent protein catabolic process. Lineage: Eukaryota; Metazoa; Mollusca; Bivalvia; Pectinida; Pectinidae. The transcript has 10 exons. Gene Ontology annotation, molecular function: protein binding. The record is from RefSeq and is a predicted model, not a curated record.